CCCAGAACUAAGGGGGUGCCCGUGCUUUGCACACCCUGGGGAAAGCCCCCGGGUCACGCGGUUGUGUAAGGAGUCUGUGACAUUCAGGCUUAUUCCCACUCUUCCGCCUACGGACGUAAGACUGAGGACCGUGGAGGCGCCGCCCGGAGUGCGGGCCGCUGAGGCGGGCGAGCGCGCGCACACGUACGCACGCACGCCCACCCGGCCCCAUCGCCCCUCGGGCCCCAGAGACAUAAUGGACACUGGUAGCCAUAGCCUUGUCCUUCUGCAGCAGCUGAACAUGCAGCGAGAAUUUGGUUUUCUGUGUGAUUGCACAGUUGCUAUUGGAGAUGUUUACUUCAAAGCCCAUAGAGCGGUGCUUGCUGCAUUUUCUAACUAUUUCAAGAUGAUAUUUAUUCACCAAACAAGUGAAUGUAUAAAAAUACAACCAACUGACAUCCAACCCGACAUAUUCAGCUAUUUGUUGCACAUUAUGUACACGGGGAAAGGGCCAAAACAGAUUGUGGAUCAUAGUCGUUUGGAGGAAGGGAUUCGAUUUCUUCACGCUGACUACCUUUCUCACAUUGCAACUGAAAUGAAUCAAGUGUUCUCACCAGAGACAGUGCAGUCCUCAAAUUUGUAUGGCAUUCAGAUCUCAACGACCCAAAAAACAGCUGUCAAACAAGGGCUGGAGGUCAAAGAAGCUCCUUCCAAUCACAGUGGAAACAGAGUUCCUCCCCAGGGUGACCACCCCCAGUUGCAGCUCUCUCUUGCUAUUGGGCUAGAUGAUGGCACUGCAGACCAGCAGAGGGCCCAUCCUGCUACCCAGGCUUUGGAGGAACACCAGAAGCCCCCAGUGUCCAUCAAGCAGGAGAGAUGUGACCCAGAAUCUGUGAUCUCCCAACGCCACCUCUCACCCUCAUCAGAGGUGACAGGCCCCACUUUUACCGAAAACAGUAUCAAAAUACACUUAUGCCAUUACUGUGGGGAACGUUUUGAUUCUCGUAGUAACCUAAGACAACAUCUCCAUACCCAUGUGUCUGGAUCGCUCCCAUUUGGUGUUCCUGCUUCCAUUCUGGAAAGUAAUGACCUUGGUGAAGUGCAUCCAUUAAAUGAAAAUAGCGAAGCUCUUGAAUGUCGCAGGCUCAGCUCCUUCAUUGUCAAGGAGAAUGAACAGCAGACUGACCACUCAAACCGGGGUACCACGGAGCCUUUGCAGAUCAGUCAAGUGUCUUUGAUCUCUAAGGAUACAGAGCCAGUAGAACUAAACUGUAAUUUUUCUUUUUCAAGGAAAAGAAAAAUCAGCUGUACCAUCUGUGGUCAAAAAUUUCUUCGAAAGAGCCAAUUGCUGGAACACAUGUAUACACACAAAGGUAAAUCUUACAGAUAUAACCGAUGCCAAAGGUUUGGUAAUGCAUUGGCCCAGAGAUUUCACCCAUAUUGUGACAACUGGUCUGCUGUCCCCCUGAAAAGUUCUCGCUUGUCUCAAGAACACAUAGAUUUGCCUUGUGCCUUAGAGUCAGAGCCCACACAAGAAAAUGCGGACACCAUCCUAGUCGAGUAGCAGCUUCUCCUUCAGAAUUUUAUACCAGUCCUGAAAAAGGAAAUUCACAUGGCAGUUUUUAUUCAUAAUUAUUUUCUUCCUCAAAUUCUGUUGACUUUCUUUCUUUACAACUUUUCCAGUGUUAAGGUUGUAUAUAUUAUGUUUUCUUAUAAGACAUAUUAAUACGUGCUAUUAAAAUGUAACUUUCGGGGGGAGGGAAAAAUAUAUAGCCUUCAAUCAGUGCUGGUCACUAUUCAUAAAUCAUAAUUUAGAAAUCAGAAAUUAAUGUAGAGAUAUGGAAACUUUAUAGAGUGAAUAGUUAUUUAUAGAAUUUCUAAGUUUUUCCAGGUUGUGGAAUCAGUAAAAUCAA
Molecule: messenger RNA, 1892 nt
Organism: Cynocephalus volans (Philippine flying lemur)
Lineage: Eukaryota; Metazoa; Chordata; Mammalia; Dermoptera; Cynocephalidae
Gene: ZBTB25
Product: zinc finger and BTB domain containing 25
Exons: 3
Coding region: 236-1543 (435 amino acids)
Biological process (GO): regulation of transcription by RNA polymerase II
Cellular component (GO): nucleus
Molecular function (GO): protein binding; DNA-binding transcription factor activity, RNA polymerase II-specific; RNA polymerase II cis-regulatory region sequence-specific DNA binding
Source: RefSeq, a predicted model, not a curated record